UAGCAUCAUCAUUAUUCUGGCUGGAGCAAUUGCACUCAUCAUUGGCUUUGGUAUUUCAGAAAUCUCUGCUUGGCUUUUAGUAAUAAAGGGUUUGGCUGUAGAAGUUCCCAGGCUUCCCUUGGUAUUGAUCCUUGCCUCCUGGAUUGCAGGGAAACACUCCAUCACAGUCACUACCUUCACCUCAGCUGGGAACAUUGGAGAAGAUGGAAUCCUGAGCUGCACUUUUGAACCUGAUAUCAAAUUGAAUGGUAUUGUGAUACAGUGGCAGAAGGAAGGUGUCGUGGGUUUAGUCCAUGAGUUCAAAGAAGGCAAAGAUAAUCCUUCAGACCAGGAUAAAAUGUUCAGAGGCCGGACAGCAGUGUUUGCUGAUCAAGUGAUCGUUGGCAAUGCUUCCUUGAGGCUGAAAAAAGUGCAACUCACAGAUGCUGGCACCUAUAAGUGUCACAUCACCACUUCCAAAGGCAAAGGGAAUGCUAACCUGGAGUAUAAAACUGGAGCCUUCAGCAUGCCAGAGAUGAACGUGGAAUAUAAUGCCAGUUCAGAGAACUUGCGUUGUGAGGCUCCCCGAUGGUUUCCCCAGCCCACAGUGGUCUGGGCAUCCCAAGUUAAUCAGGGAGCCAACUUCUCAGAAGUCUCCAACACUAGCUUUGAGCUGAACUCUGAGAAUGUGACCAUGAAGGUUGUUUCGGUGCUCUACAACGUCAACAUCAACAACACAUACUCCUGUAUGAUUGAAAACAACAUUGCCAAAGCCACAGGGGAUAUCAAAGUGACAGACUCUGAGAUCAAAAGGCGGAGCCACCUGCAGCUGCUGAACUCAAAGGCUUCCUCUUGUGUCUCCUCUUUCUUUGCCGUCAUCUGGGUACUCCUGCCACUCUCCCCUUACCUGAUGCUAAAAUAAUAUGCCUUGGCCACACAAAAGCAUGCAAAGUUAUUGGUACAACAGGAAUCUACAGAACUAUUUUUUUAUAAGAUAUGACCUAGUUUUAUAUUUCUAGGGGGAAAUGAAUUCAUGGCUAGAAGUCUGGAGUGAACAAACAAGA
Molecule: messenger RNA, 1043 nt
Organism: Marmota flaviventris (yellow-bellied marmot)
Lineage: Eukaryota; Metazoa; Chordata; Mammalia; Rodentia; Sciuridae
Source: RefSeq, a predicted model, not a curated record